This is a messenger RNA of Brassica oleracea var. oleracea, 1125 nucleotides long. RefSeq lists its product as uncharacterized. The transcript is spliced from 7 exons. NCBI's taxonomy places the organism in Eukaryota, Viridiplantae, Streptophyta, Magnoliopsida, Brassicales, Brassicaceae. Gene Ontology annotation, cellular component: cytosol. The record is from RefSeq and is a predicted model, not a curated record. The coding region runs from base 43 to 1017 and encodes 324 amino acids.
UAUGAUUGGCUAAAACAACCUAUAAAAACAUAAAAACAGAACAUGUUCACACUAUCAACUAGUUCGACCGUUGUUGAAACAAUGAGCACUCUUUUGCUGCAUAACUUCCAUUUUGCACCUCACAAUUCUCUAAAUUACAAAAUCUCCCCUCUUCCCAGAAGAUUAUCUUUCACCAAUGCUCGCCUUUGCAUCAAGAACAAUCAAAUCUCCUGCAACAGUUUGAGAAUGGAUUCGUCUGAGAACAUUUCAGCUUUUGCACAGCAACAGAGAAUCGAGAUUCCGAAUAGCCACAACGAGAAGCUCGUGGGUCUGCUUCACGAAACCGGGUCAAAAGAAAUUGUUAUCUUGUGCCAUGGAUUUCGAUCGAGCAAGGAUAACCAAAUCAUGAAGAAUGUGGCUGCUGCUUUAGAGAAAGAAGGGAUCAGUGCUUUCCGUUUUGAUUUCUCUGGAAAUGGAGAGAGUGAAGGGAGUUUCUAUUAUGUUAACUAUAACUAUGAAGCUGAUGAUCUACGUUCUGUUAUCCAACACUUCUCUUACUUGAACCGUGUGGUUCCUAUCAUUCUUGGGCACAGUAAAGGAGGUGAUGUGGUCCUCCUCUAUGCCUCCAAGUAUCAUGAUAUCAGUAAUGUAAUCAAUCUCUCGGGACGUUAUGAUCUGAAGAAAGGCAUAAGAGAGCGCCUUGGGGAAGACUUUUUGGAAAAAAUUAAGGAACAAGGAUUCAUUGAUGUUAACAGUGGAAGAUCCGUGUACCGUGUUACCGAGGAGAGCUUAAUGGAGAGGUUAAACACUGAUAUGCAUGAAGCUUGCCUCAAGAUUGACAAAGAUUGCAGGGUCUUGACGGUUCAUGGAUCGGAUGACGAGGUAAUAACUGUUGAAGAUGCUAAGGAGUUUGCGAAGAUUAUACCGAACCAUAAGCUGGAGAUUGUGGAAGGAGCUGAUCAUCGUUAUACCGGUCAUCAAAGUCAGUUGGUUUCUAUUGUUAUGGAGUUCAUAAAGACAGUCAUUGUGAAGAACUAGUCUUUCUUUUUUUUUUCUUUUUUUGCCUUUGAGAAAUGUUCAUGAUACACAUUUAAUACUUUACGUUUUCUGCAAUUAAAAGGGAAACAUUGAUUGAGUUAGUAACAA